Molecule: messenger RNA, 1263 nt
Organism: Daucus carota subsp. sativus
Lineage: Eukaryota; Viridiplantae; Streptophyta; Magnoliopsida; Apiales; Apiaceae
Product: expansin-A15
Exons: 3
Coding region: 88-831 (247 amino acids)
Biological process (GO): plant-type cell wall organization
Cellular component (GO): extracellular region
Source: RefSeq, a predicted model, not a curated record
AGCCUUGUUCUUCAGACUACUAUUUCCCUCUUAAACCAAGUCUCUCAUUCUUCAAAGUUGUAGCUUUUUUUAAUUCAUUGCAGCAAAAUGGAACAUUUUGCACUUAAUUUCUUCAUAAUAUUAUCUCUAGCCACAGUGAAAUGUACUUAUGCACAGUGGACUAGUGCUCAUGCUACCUUCUAUGGAGGUGGUGAUGCUUCCGGUACAAUGGGAGGAGCUUGUGGGUAUGGAAAUCUGUAUAGUCAAGGUUAUGGGACAAACACAGCUGCUCUGAGCACUGCCCUGUUCAACAAUGGCAUGACCUGUGGAGCUUGUUUUGAAAUCAAAUGCGUAAAUGCCGGCAAGUGGUGCCUCUCAGGAUCCAUUGUUGUCACUGCGACUAAUUUCUGUCCUCCAAACAGUGCGCUUCCUAACAAUAAUGGAGGGUGGUGUAAUCCUCCAUUGCAGCAUUUUGAUCUCUCCCAGCCCAUCUUUCAGCGCAUUGCUCAGUAUAAAGCCGGAAUUGUCCCUGUUCAAUACAGAAGGGUUGCCUGCAGAAAGAGUGGUGGAAUACGAUUCACUAUUAACGGGCACUCAUACUUCAACCUGGUGCUGAUAACUAAUGUUGGCGGUGCUGGUGAUGUUGUUUCCGUGUCUGUCAAAGGCUCGAGGAGUAACAACUGGCAACAAUUGUCGCGCAACUGGGGCCAAAAUUGGCAGAGCAACUCGUACCUUAAUGGUCAGGCCCUCUCUUUCAAUGUCAAAACAAGCGAUGGACGCUCUGUUAUCUCUAACAAUGUGGCUCCUUCUAAUUGGGGUUUUGGUCAGACCUUCACCGGCAAACAAUUCUAAUUGUACAACAUUUCACUGCAGAACUAACUGAAGCAUCGAACCCCUAGUCUUGACUACUUACCACUUCCUUUUAACUGAUUAUAAGUCUUACAUUUGCAAUAUAAUGAGCCUGCUGCUACAAGCGGAGCCAAUGGGGCUAAUCUAAUGUAUCAUCACCGAUGAUCAUAUGUUUGAGAGGGUGGUUUUUGACCCUGCUCAAAUGAUUUAGUCCGUUUUUUUUUCCUACGAGUGUUGUUUGUUGAGCCCUAUAUAAGAGGUUCAUAUACACACACCAUCAAAGGUCUGGUGUGAUGUCUUGUACUUUUCUUAAGUAGUAGACUUCCAAGUUAUUGAGGCUGAGGAAGAGGUAUUAUAAACUUAAUCUUGAUUGUUCUCUCUGUAAUAUUUCCAAGUUGAAGUGAGGAAUGAAACUUGCGAAAGUUGUUUCUUUAA